AUGAGAAGGCUUUUUCACGUGAGAGUCUGUGUGAUAUGGACGAACCAUCUUGUAUGCGUACGAGAACAUCAGUUUACACAAGAAACAAAUGGCGCACCUUGGAAUUAUUGCUGGAUCAAAAAGAGUUCUUUGUGUUGGCAAAAAGCGAGACUCUUCUUUCUCACUUGUUGUCUGAGAAAGUAA
Messenger RNA from Leptomonas pyrrhocoris, 183 nucleotides. RefSeq lists its product as hypothetical. The transcript has a single exon. The record is from RefSeq and is a predicted model, not a curated record. NCBI's taxonomy places the organism in Eukaryota, Euglenozoa, Kinetoplastea, Trypanosomatida, Trypanosomatidae. The coding region runs from base 1 to 183 and encodes 60 amino acids.